GGAGGCAUGAAUGAUAACAGAUGAAACAAUUGUUGACACAAGAGUUGACAUAGCUGAAAAAUUUAUCUGACUAGCAUAGCUAAAAUGAUUUGUCUUGGAUGAAUCUGAGGAUAAACGUUUAUUAUGCUAAUUAUUAUUUGACGGCUUUCAUUUCUUUUGGCGAGAAGUUAGAUGUCAACUUCCUUACAGACUUUUAAACAAAACACUUUUGUGUUAGUUAUAAAUAAAGACUGUACUUACUUUUGUCUUCGUGUCGUCCAAGAGCUCGUGCAGGCCGCUGUUGCUAUAGUUACUGUGAGGUCUGUCAGGAACGCUUUAGUGCGCGAGCGUCUACUCGGUGUGUAACUGCAUUUGGUGUGAACUUGAUCAUGUCAACUCAUCUGGAAUAACAAACGUGCGCCACUAUGGAGCUGACUGACAAUAAACACGGGAGAAAAAGAAAGGGUGAGAAGAGAGAUCUGUUCUGUUCCUGGGAAGUUGUGGAAGAUAAUGAAUUCAGCGAUGAUGAACUUUAUGGAUACCAGAUGGCUAAAGAGAAAGAUGUGCAGAAGUGCAAUUAUUUGAAUGAAAGGAACUUCAUUUUGUCACCAAAUCUAUUUGCCACGCCCAUGUCUUGUGUACCUGGACCAAACGAAGCAUCUGAUGAGGUAAACACAAGAUGGAAAUCUCAACUCGGCAUCCCCGCUAAAUCUUCUGACAGCCCUGAGGUCAAUCUUACCAAAAGUGCACCGGAACACAGCGUACCCAUAAAUCCCAGCGUAUCUACCGACUCAGUGAUCCAGAAACGAAAUAUUGUUCCCAGUAAAAACUCAACGCCAGUACAUUUGGUAGGGGUGAGUGGAGCUCUGCCAAUGAUAGAAUGGAUUCCAACGUCAUCUCAAGUGCAUCCGAGUGAGAAAACGGCCUUGCCGUGCACCGAAUCCAUGAACCGUGAAACAAGAAGCCCGCAACAAGUAUACAAAAGGGCAUCUGGUCAUAAACUAGAAAGGUGUCAUGAGGAUUCGGCUAAGGUGGCCCACCUAGGUUUGUCGUCGCCUGUUAGCGGCCUCUACGCGGACAGACCCAGGUUGGUGAUCCGGAGAGACGCCCGGUUAAACGCCGGUUAUAGAGCUUUACUGGUGCAUGGCGGCCAUGUAGAAGAAAAACUCUGCCCCCUGUGUCCCUAUAGACUCCCAGCCCUGCACAAUACCAAUUAUAGCCUGUCAACCUCCGAAUUGCAGACUUGCAAACAGGCCGUGUAUGAAUGUUUCUGUAGCUCUCUCCAACCACGGGCACGACACAGUCCUGUGAGAGACCAGAGAGAUGCCACGCAUAUUCUCGACAAGAAAGAGCGAGAGUUUUCAGAGGAGUUAAGGGAGAUGGACAUACUGUGUCAGUCUGGAUGCCAGAGGAACACAGAAAGCCCCUCUUCUCCACAUCACGUCACUUUUUCUCAUAUUCUUCAGGUCCUCCAGCGCAAACCAGUCAAUUUUCUGGAGGUCAGGGGCCAUAGACGCCACAGGGCCCUUUAAACACCACUAAGAGCAUUUAAUAUAAGAUGUCCUUCAUUUUAUAGUCUGUACACAUCAGUGAAGUUCCACAGGGGAUUAGAAUACGUUUUUAUUCAAACUUUAAAGUCCAUCCAUAUACAGUGUAAAAGGUCAUGAAUUCAAGAACGAGAUGGAUUCACAUAAAUCCAUCCACAGUAGCCAAAUAAACCAACAAUGUGACAAGAGAUCAUUUUACAGUAUAUGGAAAUAUAGGAAUCAUUAUUAAAAAAACAACAAAAUGUAAUAUGCAAGCUAUAAAACAGACCAUGAGCAAACUAAAUAAAUAAUUAUAAAUACUGUUUAGCAUAACA
Messenger RNA from Misgurnus anguillicaudatus (oriental weatherfish), 1840 nucleotides. RefSeq lists its product as uncharacterized. NCBI's taxonomy places the organism in Eukaryota, Metazoa, Chordata, Actinopteri, Cypriniformes, Cobitidae. The record is from RefSeq and is a predicted model, not a curated record.